Mizuhopecten yessoensis (Yesso scallop) is the source of this 1049-nucleotide messenger RNA. Its product is annotated as syntaxin-7-like. The record is from RefSeq and is a predicted model, not a curated record. Gene Ontology annotation, molecular function: SNAP receptor activity; SNARE binding. Gene Ontology annotation, biological process: vesicle-mediated transport; intracellular protein transport; vesicle fusion. Gene Ontology annotation, cellular component: SNARE complex; endomembrane system; synaptic vesicle. NCBI's taxonomy places the organism in Eukaryota, Metazoa, Mollusca, Bivalvia, Pectinida, Pectinidae. The transcript is spliced from 11 exons. The coding region runs from base 197 to 1048 and encodes 283 amino acids.
AUUUACGUCACUCGAUAAUGGCUGAAGCAAGAUGAAGUAGGUGUGUACGGAAGUGAAAAAAUCAGGCUAUGAAAGCAGUAUACUAAGGAUAUAAACUUACCAGCAACUGGAACCUUAAUACUGGUGACAUCAAACAUUAUAUCAUUGACAUUUGUUGAAAUAAGGAGAAGAAAUUACAGCUGAUUGUCUUUAAAAUAUGGCGUCAUAUGGAAGAGGGGAGUUUGAUGGCGGCUUUUCAUCAUAUCAGUCAGGAAAUAGAUCAACAGCCGGUGGUAGCAGCGAGUUUAACAGAUUAGUAAAUAGUAUCAGUGGAAACAUACAGAAAAUCUCACAACAUGUGGCACAAAUGCAAAGAUCUGUCAACCAGAUCGGAACCAGUCAAGACAAUGAACAGCUUCGAGAGCAAAUGCACCAGGCACAGGCCUACACCAACCAGCUGGCUAAAGAUACAAAUCAUGAUCUCAAGGAACUGGCCCAUCUUCCCAUGCCAGCAUCAGAACAGAGCAAAUGGAGAAUGCAGAAAGACAGACUUACAGACGAAUUCAGUAAUGUUCUGAAAAACUUCCAAACUGUUCAACGAUCUGCUGCAGAGAAGGAAAAAGCUAGUGUAGCAAGAGCCAGGGCUCACUCCAGUUCUACCGGACAUGGCUUUAAUGACUUCAGUGACAUUAGACCAGAGGAACAACAGACAACCCCUGGAUUUUCCCAGACACGUCAAAUUUUACAAACAGAAGAAGAUGUUGAUCUGGAAAUGUUGCAGGAACGUGAAGAUUCCAUUAAAAAAUUAGAGAGAGAUAUUGUAGACGUUAACCAGAUUUUCAAAGAUCUUGGUAUGCUCGUACAUGAACAAGGAGAAAUGCUAGACAGUAUAGAGGCUAAUGUGGAGAGUGCCCAGAUCAGGGUCGAGGAGGGAACACAACAGUUGUCAAAAGCCAGAGAUUACCAGGGAAAAGCAAGAAGAAAAAAGUGCAUAUGUGUAAUAAUUCUACUCGUAGUUCUAGCAGUAAUAGGCAUUAUACUCGGUAUCACUCUUUCAAAUAAAAAUUGAG